GCGGCUCCGGGGCGGCGGGGGCGGCUCGGCUUCGCGCGAAGAUGGCCGCUCCGCCUCUCGCCACCAAGGCCGGUUGCUCCGCCGCCGCCGCCGCCGCCGCCAACGCGCUCGGGCCGGCCCGGGUGGCCGCCGCCUUCCCGGAGCUGGACUUCCGUUCGGGCGCCCGGAUCGAGGAGCUGAACAAGCUGAUCCAGGAGUUCGCCCGGCAGGACCAGCGCGAGUACGACGACCAGCGCGCCCUGGAGAUCCACACCGCCAAGGACUUCAUCUUCUCCAUGCUGGGCAUGGUGCAAAAACUUGACCAAAAACUUCCAGUCGCCAAUGAGUACUUGCUGCUUUCCGGAGGGGUGCGAGAAGGAGUGGUGGAUCUUGAUCUCGAUGAGCUGAACAUCUACGCUCGUGGCACUGACUAUGACAUGGACUUCACCCUCCUUGUGCCAGCACUGAAGCUCCAUGACCGAAACCAGCCGGUCACCCUGGACAUGCGCCACUCCGCCCUGUGUCACUCCUGGCUGAGCUUGCGGCUCUUUGACGAAGGGACCAUCAGCAAGUGGAAGGACUGCUGCACCAUCGUGGACCAUCUCAACGGGGCUACCAACUACUUCUUCUCCCCCACCAGGGUAGCCGACUGGUUCUAUGAUUCCAUCAGCAUCGUCCUCUCAGAGAUUCAGAAGAAGCCUCAGCGGGGGAUGCCCAAAGUGGAGAAAGUGGAGAAGAAUGGCACCCUCAUCUCCAUCAUCCUAGGGGUGGGCAGCAGCCGCAUGCUGUACGACAUCGUGCCCGUGGUGUCCUUCAAAGGCUGGCCGGCCGUGGCCCAGAGCUGGCUGAUGGAGAACCACUUCUGGGACGGGAAGAUCACCGAGGAGGAAGUCAUCAGCGGCUUCUACCUGGUCCCCGCUUGCUCGUACAAAGGCAGGAAGGACAAUGAGUGGCGACUGUCCUUUGCCCGCAGCGAAGUGCAGCUGAAAAAGUGCAUCUCCAGCAGCCUCAUGCAGGCCUACCAGGCCUGCAAGGCCAUCAUCAUCAAGCUGCUUUCGCGCCCCAAGGCCAUCAGCCCCUACCACUUGCGGAGCAUGAUGCUCUGGGCCUGCGACCGGCUGCCGGCCAGCUACCUGCUGCAGGAGGACUACGCUGCCCACUUCCUCCUGGGCCUGAUUGAUGACCUGCAGCACUGCCUGGUGAACAAGACAUGCCCCAACUACUUCAUCCCCCAGUGCAACAUGCUGGAGCAUCUCUCGGAGGAGACGGUCAUGCUCCACGCACGGAAACUCUCCUCGGUGCGCUCCGAUCCUGCUGAACACCUCCAGAUGGCCAUUGAGCAUGUCAAGGCUGCCAACCGGCUGACGCUGGAGCUCCAACGGAGGGGCAGCGCCACCAGCAUCCCCUCCCCCCAGUCCGACGGAGGGGACCCCAACCAGCCUGACGACCGGCUGGCCAAAAAGCUGCAGCAGCUGGUGACUGAGAACCCGGGCAAGUCCAUUUCGGUCUUCAUCAACCCAGACGACGUCACGCGGCCCCACUUCAGAAUCGACGACAAAUUCUUCUGAGGCUCUCUGCUGCGGCCGCAGAUUUUGGGACCCCCUCGCUUGCGUUUCGCUUAUCCAGAUCUGUUUCCUUGGUAAACAUGCCCAGCCUGAAGUGGGCCUGCGGGCGGGGGGGCUCCUGGGCUCUGGUGUGCUGCCACCCCUUCCUCUGGUGUCUAGAGCUUUCCCAGACCAACUUGAACGGUGCGCCCAGGUCCCAAGUCCUGGCCGCCUCCUUCAGCAAAAAUUCCCUUCGACCCCAGCACAUCCCCUUCUCCGAUGGGCGGGCUGGGUCCCCUUGGUCUCACGCCCCCCCAUCCCCCAACUGCCCCCUCUUUCAGAGGGGGACUGUGAGAAACGCCCGCCCAGUGGACGGCUCGCGUCCCUUGCUCACCCAGAAAGACCAAAACGAGGCGACAAGUGAUGAUCCAACAGACUUCUCCACGCUGCGGGCGUUUUCCUCCCUCGAUCGCCUUUCCUUGAAUGUAUUUGUUGGAGUCAGAGCUGGAGCGGAACAAGAACUUCUGCCAGUGGCUCCUGCAGAAUGAGAUCCUGGGAUGGUCGGUCUUAGUGUGUGUCCUUAGCCAAGGCCUUCCUUCAAGGCGAUUAAAGGACAUAGCGUAA
Messenger RNA from Candoia aspera, 2147 nucleotides. RefSeq names its product Mab-21 domain containing 2 (gene MB21D2). The transcript is spliced from 2 exons. Bases 42 to 1547 code for a protein of 501 amino acids. NCBI's taxonomy places the organism in Eukaryota, Metazoa, Chordata, Lepidosauria, Squamata, Candoiidae. The record is from RefSeq and is a predicted model, not a curated record.